This is a messenger RNA of Microplitis demolitor, 945 nucleotides long. RefSeq names its product E3 SUMO-protein ligase NSE2. Lineage: Eukaryota; Metazoa; Arthropoda; Insecta; Hymenoptera; Braconidae. The record is from RefSeq and is a predicted model, not a curated record. Gene Ontology annotation, molecular function: zinc ion binding; SUMO ligase activity. Gene Ontology annotation, biological process: protein sumoylation; double-strand break repair via homologous recombination. Gene Ontology annotation, cellular component: nucleus; Smc5-Smc6 complex. The coding region runs from base 166 to 783 and encodes 205 amino acids. The transcript has 5 exons.
UUUAUAAUUUUAUGUUUUGAGAAUUCCCACUUUUUCUAUAAACAUUAACAUAACCUGUCAUAACAAGUUAAUACACAAUAAAAUAAUAUUAAUACAUUUAUUUAUUUAAUUAAAAUAAAUUUUAUACAUCUGAUUAUAAAGAUAAAUUAAUAUUUUAAUAAAAAGAUGAGUGAAUUUGAGAAAUCACUUUCGGCUAUUUGUGACAGCGUUACAAAAACUGCAGCAUAUGCGAUUAGUUAUGCCGAUAGUGGUACUCAAGAACAAAUACUAAAUACUCUACGUGGCAGCGUUGAAAAUUAUCUUGAAUGUGGGGAUAAAAUGAAACAUAUGAAUGAGCUAAUUAAUCAAUUAGCAUCUAAUAAUGCUGACACUGAUAUCGAACAAACUAUUCAGCAAUUCAAUGAUGGGGUUUUUUCAUAUGCGCCAAAUGUUGCAGCAAAUAAAUACUUGAGAGAGUACGACCAUCGUGUAAACGAAUUAAAAAAAAAUUUGGCUGGAGCAAGAGGUGAUGAGGAGGAUGAUGAUAAUGAUGGAGAAUUGCAAAUCACAGAAGACGAUCAUUCUAAUCGUAUUUGUCCAAUUAGUAAAGUCAGAAUGACUGAACCAAUGAAAAAUGAUAUUUGCGGACAUGUUUAUGAUAAAGCAAGCAUAAUAGCUUUAUUGCAGCGAAAUCCUGCUACAAGAUGCCCCAUUGUUGGAUGUAGUAACAAAGAAUAUUUGAAUAUGAACCAUCUUAAAUCUGAUAUUGUGAGACAAAUGUGUUUGGAUAACGACCUCGAGUAAAAUUAAAUUUAUUUAUUUUCCUUAAGUAUAAUGAAACAAAAGUAUUUUUUUAUUAUUAAAUAGAUUAAAAUUAAAAAAAUUUUAAUUUACUAAAAUAUGUCAUAAGUUCGGUUUAUAAUAUAAUAAGUAAUCAAAAAACUUUUUUAAAAUAUAUCCUACAAA